Messenger RNA from Temnothorax curvispinosus, 2075 nucleotides. RefSeq lists its product as uncharacterized. Gene Ontology annotation, molecular function: transmembrane transporter activity. The transcript has 10 exons. Gene Ontology annotation, cellular component: membrane. The record is from RefSeq and is a predicted model, not a curated record. The coding region runs from base 265 to 1875 and encodes 536 amino acids. Lineage: Eukaryota; Metazoa; Arthropoda; Insecta; Hymenoptera; Formicidae.
UAGGAUGGGUUACGCGAUCCCUACAUGAAAGCCUUCAAAAAGUGUCCGGUAGAAUUAGACAAAGAGAGAACGAGGUAGAGAUCAAUAUGCUACUGGGUAGAAAAAGACAGCUUGACCUGUAUCAGUCAUUAUUUCCUUUCUUCCGCCGUUCAGCAUAGCAUAGUAUAGCGUCAGUUUUAAUACAUUUUUACGAGGGAACGUAAAAUAGUGAAAUAUAAAACUUACUGAUCAUAUCAGCUUGAAAUUUGUAUUCUAAUAUAAAUAAUGAAGAUCAAUUACACUCUUUUGCCUCUAAAGAUGCAUCUUCUUUUCUUUAGUGCGGCUAUGGGUUCCAUUAAAUUAUAUGUACCAGUUUUCGGCAAGCAACUUGGUGUUUCGUCAUUAAUUAUGGGUAGCAUUAUCGCGAUUUUACCUAUUGCACACCUGAUUGGUAAAUUAAUACUCGGUUACGCCGCGGAUUAUUUUCUCGUCUGGAGAAAAGCGAUUUUUAUGGCAUUGUUCACCGUAACGGGUAUGUCUUUUGUUUUGAUGUAUUUUUUACCGGCUCUACCCGGUCCGAUACUACCGGACCACCAGUUCCAAAAUAUCUCUUGCGAGUCUUUACUGCCUUGCGAUAAGAAUCAUCAUGCGUUAGCAGUCGCAUCCUGUAACGGUACGAAAGACACAACGUGUCAUUGGAUGUGUGAAAAUAUGAAUUUUUCCAUGCGAUUAUCUUUUCAUGCAGCCGAGAAGGAAGCAAUCAUCUCAUCGGACACUACGUGCUUAUUAAAUAUUAACGAUACGUCAUUGUGUCGAAAAAAUGUAACAGCAAAUUAUAAUUGUAACGUUACAUGUGAUAACUUCGAGGACGAUGAAUGUCUAUAUACAUCUAUUACCUUUUGGAGUUUCUUUAUCUUGAUGUUUUUUGGUCAAGUUGGUUAUUAUGUUUCCUUGAGCGUAAACGAUACAAUUUGCUUCGACAUAUUAGGUAAAGAUGGACAAAUAAAAUUCGGCAAGCAGCUUAUGUGGAACUCAGUUGGUUUUUCUCUCACAACACUUCUAUCUGGUUAUACAAUAGAUUUGUGGUCGCGAGGGAAAGUCUACAAAACUUAUACACCGGCGUUUAUUUUCGUGCUCGUAUUCAUUUGUAUAGAUUUGAUUUGCUAUAGAAAAUUAAAGCUGCCACUGAUAAAAUCGCCAAAUAUAUUAAAAGAUGUAUAUAUAAUUUUGAAAUUGGUACCAAUUGUUAUAUUUCUAUGUACCGCUAUUUUUGCUGGAAUUUUUGAAAGUCUCGUAAUAAAUUUCUUUUUUUGGUACAUAGAAGAUCUUGCUAUGGAGUCUGGUUAUAUGAGUCAAGUUAAAUUAAUACAAGGUUUAACGACAUGCAUAGGUUUUCUCGGUAGCAAAGUAAUAUUCUUCUUUAUGUCUGGCAAUAUAUUGAAAAGAUUUGGAUACGGUUACACACUUACAUUUUGCUUUUUAUGUUACGCGAUGAGGCUAGGAUUUCUAUCCUUAGUGCCAACGCCAUGGCACAUAAUUCUGGUGGAGGUUGUCUUGCAAGGGCCAUCAUAUGCACUUCUUUACACAACAGUAGUAACGUAUGCGAACGUAAUUUCACCGCCUGGCACAUCGGCUACCGUUCAAGCAGUUGCGUCUGGAAUGAAGGAUGGUCUUGGAUAUUCGAUUGGUGGUUUCUUAGCUGGUUUUUUAAUUAAGACAGUUGGUAGUAGAAUGACUUUCAAAAUAUAUUCAGCGCUCGCAGGACUUUCUGCUAUAGGGUAUAUUAUACUUUAUACUGUAUACUUAAAACAUACAACAGUAGACACACGAAAUAACGUUGCAUGGAGAAAGCCAGACGAUGCGCGGAGACAAUGUGACGUAGACGAAAUUUCAUAAUUAUUUUGAUAAAUAAUAAUAUAUUAUAAAACAUUUUAAUUUUAACAUAUCUUGUGAUAUGAAAACUUAAUGCAAAUCAUUAUUUAAUAUUUUUAUCGGAGUACUGUAGUUGUUGUAAACACGUGGUUUAUACAUUAUCAUCAUAUCAAUUUUAAUUGCAAAUUAUUUUACCAAUAUAAAAAUUAUAUUUAUUUUCGUUU